Messenger RNA from Engraulis encrasicolus (European anchovy), 2178 nucleotides. RefSeq names its product GTPase IMAP family member 8-like. The record is from RefSeq and is a predicted model, not a curated record. Gene Ontology annotation, molecular function: GTP binding. The coding region runs from base 1 to 2178 and encodes 725 amino acids. NCBI's taxonomy places the organism in Eukaryota, Metazoa, Chordata, Actinopteri, Clupeiformes, Engraulidae. The transcript is spliced from 6 exons.
AUGCUACGUCACCAGACUCACCCCUAUGAUCGUUUAUCAGAAAUCCGCAUCGUGCUUCUGGGAUACCGAAGAGGUGGCAAGAGUGCAUCAGGCAGCACGAUCCUAAGUGGGCAACCACAGGUGUUUGAUGACGUGGGAAGAACAGCUGAGUGUGCGAAGAGCCAGGGCACCGUGCAGGGCAGGCAGGUCUCCGUGGUGGACACUCCGGGUUGGUGCAUGGACGCAUCCCUGGAGGACACCACCGAGUGGACGAAAAGAGAGAUUAUGUACAGUGUGUCGCUGUGUGCCCCAGGACCACACUGCUUCCUUCUUGUCAUAGCUUUAGACAAACCUUUCAUAUAUGUGUUCCUAAAUGCCAUAAGGCAACACUUGGAGCUGUUUGGAGAGAGAGUAUGGUGUUAUACUAUGGUGCUGUUCACCUGCGGAGACUGUCUCGAAGACAUGACCAUUGAGCAGUACAUAGAGAGUGAAGAAGAAGCCCUGCAGUGGGUUAUUGAGCAGUGUGGGAACAGAUACCACGUCCUCAACAACAAAGACAGGAGUAGUAAUGACACCCAGGUAGCAGAGCUGCUGGAGAAGAUCGAGGAGAUGGUGGCAGAGAAUACUAGUCAGAUGGAGGGAGGGCACUACAAGAUGGAAAGGGAGAGCUUUUCUGACAUGCUUCAAUGUAAGAGGGAAGCAGAGGAGAGAGCUGAGGAGAGGAGGAUGACGGUGCAGACACAGAGAGCAACCCUCAGAUCAUUGAUGAAUGAUCAGUCACAUCACACUGAGAUGAGCAUUGUGCUCCUGGGGGCCAAACUAGUGGGGAAGAGUUCCACAGGAAACACCAUCCUCGCGUCGGAGACAUUCGAAACAGGCGGCGGGACAGCACUGUGUUCAAGGGCACAGGAUGCAGUAGCAGGCAGGACCAUCACAGUGGUGGACACCCCUGGCUGGUGGACCAAUACAGCAUCCCUGGAGGAUUCCACCACCCUCACCAGGAGGGAGAUCGAGUUCAGUGCAUGCCUGUGUCCUCCAGGUCCCCUCGCGUUCCUGCUGGUGGUGAACCUAAACCAGCCAUUUGAGGAGUCAUGUCGCACAGCCGUUGGCCAGCACGUGGAGCUUCUAGGUGACAGUGUGUGCAGUCACAGCCUGGUGGUGUUCACCUAUGGGGAGUGCUUGGGCCAGGCCGCAGUGGAGCUCCACAUCGAACACGAGGGGGAGGCCCUGCAGUGGCUGGUGGAGAAAUGUGGCAACAGAUACCACGUCAUCAACAACAUAGACGAAGAUGAAGAUGAGGACGACAGCACUCAGGUCGCAGUCACACAGCUGCUGGAGAGGAUCGAGGAGAUGAUGGCAGGGAAUGGCGGGCGGUUCUACAAGAUGGACAGACGCAAACAGCAGGAGAUUACGCAGAGACGGAAGGAGCAGGAGGAGAGGGCGGAAGAGAGGAUGAGAAAAGUGCAGAAACGGAGAGAGAUGCUCAGAUCUCAAAUAGGUGAGGAGAGUCAUCUGUCACCGUUGAGGAUGGUUCUUCUGGGUGCCACAAUGUCUGGGAAGAGCUCAUCGGCAAACCUAAUACUGGGCCAGGAUGCUUUUGAGGCAGAGGGGGGAACCGCUCUCUGCUCUGCAGCCCAGGGAACCGUGACAGCAGGCAGGCAGGUAACCGUGGUGGACACCCCCGGCUGGUUCACCACCGUCUCCCUGCAGGACUCCCCGACUCUCAUCAGGAGGGAGCUGGUCUUCAGCGCCUCCCUUUGUCCUCCAGGGCCUCACGCUGUCCUCCUGGUGGUGAGACUGGGUGACCCGGUGGGGCGGGAGGUGAGCGAGGCUGCCCGGCAGCACUUGGACCUCCUGGGGGAGGGGGUGUGGGACCACACGCUGGUGCUGUUCACCUGUGAGGACAGCCUGGGGGACGCCACUGUGGAGCAGCUCAUGGAGUGUGAGGGAGGGGACUUGGUGUCGCUUGUUGAGAGAUGCGGAAACCAGUACCAUGUUCUCAACAUCAUGGACAACGAUGACGACGCUCAGGUGAUUGAGCUGCUUGAGAAGGUUGAGGAGAUGGCGACGGCCCACGGAUGUUAUGAGAUGGACAGAGAGAGGAUUCGCAAGGUCACGGAGAGACGGAGGACGGAUGAGGCGAGGGCAGAGGAGAGGAGGAUGAAGACGCAGAUGCAGAGAGAGGCGCUUCGUUCAUAA